Messenger RNA from Protopolystoma xenopodis, 684 nucleotides. Lineage: Eukaryota; Metazoa; Platyhelminthes; Monogenea; Polystomatidea; Polystomatidae. The record is from the annotation of a GenBank genome assembly.
GAUGGUACUUGUCAAGGUAAAGAUAUCUGCCCGACCGGCCUCCUUCCGCGUGAUAAAAAUAUCGGGCUUACACACAAUGAAUUGGCCUUGGUUCAACUUGCCAACAUGAUAAAUGCCAUCUGUGUUGACCCCGAGUUGAAUACCAACGCUAUCAGCAGGCCAACUCUCCCCGGCCAGCCUCUCCUGAUAGCCUCUGGCAAGCAAGACAGUGACCAUCAAGAGGUGACGCAAGAGUUCGACUUGCCAGAGAAGCCUGAGGAGUGCAUCUACGAUGAAAAUGUUAACGAGGCAAGCACAUGUCGUCCGGGCCUGGUGGACCAUGUAAAGACAGAGGCGCAGCAACAGAAAUUGGAUUUAUCAGCUCGGCCGGAUGAAAAUUCGGCCAGCCUGUCCGGGCCGCAAGCAUCUGAACGGGAGACGGAAAGCUUGGCCCAAUUGUCCACAUCAACGCUAGAACUUGAGAGUUCGACCCAAAUUAGGGUAAGGCAUCUGGCUCCACAAGUAGUCAUUUUUCAUUUCUCCUAUAUUUUCCCAUCCCAUUUUAUCUGUCUAAUUUUGUAUUCUAAAUGCUUUCCAUAUGCUGCAAUGCUAUCCGGCGUGUUAAUACUCCUUUUUAUCGUAAAAUUCCCUGCAAUUAAUACGUUGACUAAUAAGUUAUUUAAUUUUCUGCAAUUGUUGAUUUGA